AUGUCCGGCCAAAGCAAAGAGUACGCGGACAUCAUGGGCCGGGAAACCUCCUUCGGGACUUUCCUCUUCAUCCCCCAAUGGUUCUCGACCCUGCGACUCGGUUCGGUCGGCUACUUCGACCGCACAGGCGAAUGGAACGAAAUCACAAACCUAUUCGAGAAAGGGCGGGCCGAAGCGGACGGAUUCAAGCCGUUUAACCAGGACCUGAAGCUGCGCGAUGUCCGCGAGACCCAGUGGGAGGCCGGAUCCGCCGAGACCGAGUCAGGUCGGAGUGCGCGUCUCACAACUGAAGCCAGCGGUGCCAUGGCUGCUGCGCCUGUUGAAGCGUCAGCGCAGGUUAAAACGAGCUCGUCGGAGACGGGCAGUGCGGCGCUGAUCACGUCGUCUGUGGUGCGGAACCAUCGGUUCCAGGGUGACUUUAAGGGGCCGAUUAAGGUCUGGGUGGAGGAUAACGCCAAAACACUGGUUGACAAAAGAAGUGAUAUCGCGACGCAGGGACUGUGGACGAUUAUGGGAGUAUGGGUCACGGACGAGUGCGCCGUCAAGAUGACCAGCGGGAAGAGCCAGGAAAUCGACGUAUCGUUCGACUUGGGGGCUACGGGAAUCGGCAAGCUGGGCGCAGGCGUCGGGGCGUCUGAGAAACUGAAGCGUGAGGGGUGGUGGACAUAUCCCAAGAACGAGAAAAGCGAGGGCUACGUUGUUUCAUUUGCGGGCGUUGAGUACAACGUCCGGCAUUUCAGCAGACUCAGAAGCACACCACUCAAGGUGUUCAAUGAGACAAUCAGCCUACCAACCCCUCAACAAGACCAAUCUGGCUCAGCGGACGAUGACCAUCGAAAGGAAAUGAUCAUGAAGUUCACGCAAGUUCGACAAAUUGAGGAUAAGGACGAGCAACGGGCGCAGCUGAUGAAGCUGGCGCAAGAGUAUCCUGAGAUACGCGAGCUUCUAUCGAAGAAGUCUUCGUGA
Molecule: messenger RNA, 966 nt
Organism: Aspergillus versicolor CBS 583.65
Lineage: Eukaryota; Fungi; Ascomycota; Eurotiomycetes; Eurotiales; Aspergillaceae
Exons: 3
Coding region: 1-966 (321 amino acids)
Source: RefSeq, a predicted model, not a curated record